AUGACUGAGAAUGAAAAGAAAACCCUUUGUCGUUUGGCUAUGACAUUCUUUAUUAGUAAAGAUGUUCUGUAUAAGAGGGGUUACGAUGGUAUCUUACUUCACUGUGUGAGUUCAGAAGAAGCAAAGAAAAUCAUGGUUGAGGUACACGAAGGCAUAUGUGGGGUAACCCCAUAUUCCCUUGUUUAUGGAAUGGAAACUGUCACACCUAUUGAGAUGGAAAUUCCAUCCUUGAGAGUAUUAACUGAGGCAGAUUUAGAGGAAAAUGAAUGGGUAAAAACCCAAUUUGAGAAACUCAACACGAUUGAAGAAAAAAGGCUUACUGCAAUAUAUCUUAGACAAUUGUACCAAAAGAGAAUGGCCAGAGCUUUUGAUAAAAAACUUUACCCAUGGGAAUUCAGUGCUGGUGACCUGGUACUCAAGAAAAUAUUCCUUAACCAAGAAGAUAAUAGAGGUAAAUAG
Messenger RNA from Prosopis cineraria, 459 nucleotides. RefSeq lists its product as uncharacterized. Bases 1 to 459 code for a protein of 152 amino acids. The transcript is spliced from 2 exons. The record is from RefSeq and is a predicted model, not a curated record. NCBI's taxonomy places the organism in Eukaryota, Viridiplantae, Streptophyta, Magnoliopsida, Fabales, Fabaceae.